CUCAAGUCCCCCCCCUUCGCAAAUUGUUUUUAACCAUUGACUCGUUGGUUGUUUCUCAUUGUCGAAUCUGUUGUUCUUGCCUGUGUUGAGCUAGAGUACUCAUUGCUGCUGCCCAUUUUGCCCCUCAUCCUACUACUUACUACUUAACUAUACGACUACUAUUUCCCCCUCUCCGCCUCCGACAUAGCUCUUCAACCCCACCAACACCACCACCAUGUCGUUCUUCAUCGAGAAUCCCAACGUUGGGCAGAAUGAUUCCUUGGAGGAUUCGAGAAUCAAGGGAUACAACCCUCUCACGCCCCCUAACCUUUUGCAACAUGAGAUCGCCCUGUCGGACAAGGCCAAACAGACGGUGAUCGACGCCCGUGCCGAGGCCGUCGCCGUCGUCCAGGGUACCGAUACCGACAAGCGCCGUCUUCUGGUGGUCAUCGGCCCCUGCUCCAUCCACGACCCGGCCAUGGCCCUCGACUACUGCGACCGGCUCCUGGCGCUGAAGGAGAAGCACAAGGAUGAGCUGCUGAUUGUCAUGCGCUCCUACCUGGAGAAGCCCCGGACCACGGUCGGAUGGAAGGGUCUGAUCAACGACCCGGAUAUCGACAACAGCUUCAACAUCAACAAGGGUCUGCGCACCUCCCGCCAGCUCUUCGUCGACCUGACCAACAAGGGCAUGCCCCUCGCCAGCGAGAUGCUGGAUACCAUCUCCCCCCAGUUCCUGGCCGACUGUCUCUCCGUCGGUGCCGUGGGUGCGCGCACCACCGAGUCGCAGGUCCACCGUGAACUGGCCUCCGGUCUGUCCUUCCCCGUCGGCUUCAAGAACGGCACCGACGGCACCCUCGACGUCGCCGUGGACGCUAUUGGCUCCGUCAAGCACCCCCACCACUUCCUGUCCGUCACCAAGCCCGGCGUGGUCGCCAUCAUCGGCACCGUCGGCAACCCCGACUGCUUCGUCAUCCUGCGUGGCGGUAAGAAGGGCACCAACUUCGACGCCCAGAGCAUCCAGGAGUCCAAGGCCAAGCUGCAGGCGCAGGGCCUGCCCGCCCGUCUCAUGGUCGACUGCAGCCACGGCAACUCUCAGAAGAACCACAAGAACCAGCCCAAGGUCGCCGCCGUGCUGGCCGAGCAGAUCGCCGCGGGUGAGGAUGCCAUCAUGGGUGUCAUGAUCGAGAGCAACAUCAACGAGGGUAACCAGAAGGUCCCCGCCGAGGGCAAGGCCGGCCUCAAGUACGGCGUCAGUAUCACCGAUGCUUGCAUCAACUGGGAAGACACCGAGUCGACCCUCGACAACCUUGCCCAGGCUGUUCGUGCCCGGAGAGAGAAACUGGGCUCCCAGUAAAGUUUUUGUAUUCUGAUGUCUUUCAUUUUUCUUUUGAUGAAAAAAUAAAAUCAAGCGAGUGUUAUGUUGAUACGUUUAUUCAUGCUCUGCGAUGGGGAACGCGCGUCUUUCCGAGACUGCCAUAGCCGUCGGUCAGUGAAAAGCAAGAGUUUAGCAUUUUCGGGGAGGUUGAACCCAGCAGGGGGUUGAGAUAUCCAUUACCCUUUUGUAUCUUCUUACUAGUCCACGAGAAGUUGUAGAAACAAUGAAGUUUGAUGACCAUACCAGGACAUGGCCUGCGAUAGAUGUUUCCAAUUUGCUUGGUCUAUUUCGCAUGUCUUGCC
This is a messenger RNA of Aspergillus candidus, 1656 nucleotides long. Its product is annotated as 3-deoxy-7-phosphoheptulonate synthase. Gene Ontology annotation, molecular function: 3-deoxy-7-phosphoheptulonate synthase activity. Gene Ontology annotation, biological process: aromatic amino acid biosynthetic process. The transcript is spliced from 4 exons. Lineage: Eukaryota; Fungi; Ascomycota; Eurotiomycetes; Eurotiales; Aspergillaceae. The record is from RefSeq and is a predicted model, not a curated record. Bases 215 to 1333 code for a protein of 372 amino acids. Gene Ontology annotation, cellular component: cytoplasm.